AUGUCUACCGAAACUAUACUGUUCACAAAACAAAGUAAUACUUCCACUGCUUCCAGCACUACCACAAAGAUAAGCACUACCAAGUCAAAAAGUACUAUAAGAAUAUUAAAUGUUAAUGAUACUCGUAAAGCUGCUAUAACUUUACUUGAUUCAUUCAGAACCGAUUCCUUAGCUAAGUUAUUAGUUUGUCAUAUUCCAACUCAAGAAGAAAAAGAUAGAUGUGAAUUAGCUCUUUAUGAAGCAUAUCUCAGACAACAUAUGUCAAAAGGAUUAUGUUUAGGUAUAAAUGAAUCUGAAGAUAGAUUUGAAACUGUAGCUAUUUGGUCAACUCCAACAUCAGUUGAAAGAGGAUUAGAUUCAUUUGGAAAUUUAAUGCAAUCUGGUUAUGAUAAAGUUUGGAAUUUAUUUGGAGAUGAAGGUCGUGAUAAAAUAUUUUAUGGAAUGUUACCAUUAUUGCAUGAUUCUUGUGAAAGAAUCCUUACCAAUGAUUCAAGAUUAAGACAUAAAGGGGUAUGGACUUUAGUUUACUUAGGUUCAACUUUACAAGCCAGAGGUAAAGGUAAUGCUAGAACCAUGUUUGAAUAUAUGUUCAAUAACUAUAUUGAUGUUAGUGAUAAUAAUAUUUCAUAUUUAGAAAGUUCAUCUCCUGAUAAUAUUCCAAUUUAUGAAAGAUUUGGAUUCAAAGUUUAUGAAGAUAUCGUAUUAGGAAAUCCAAAUGUUAAAAAUGCAGUUGAAGGUCAAGAUUAUGCUAUAAUGAAUGUCAUGAUUAGAGGUACUAAAGGUCAUGACUGGUCAAAAGACGCUAAUACCUUUCUUACACAAGGAAAAUUAUAA
Molecule: messenger RNA, 834 nt
Organism: Scheffersomyces coipomensis
Lineage: Eukaryota; Fungi; Ascomycota; Pichiomycetes; Serinales; Debaryomycetaceae
Exons: 1
Coding region: 1-834 (277 amino acids)
Source: RefSeq, a predicted model, not a curated record